Messenger RNA from Caenorhabditis elegans, 1074 nucleotides. RefSeq names its product Hexosyltransferase. The record is from RefSeq and is marked reviewed. Gene Ontology annotation, cellular component: membrane; Golgi membrane. Lineage: Eukaryota; Metazoa; Nematoda; Chromadorea; Rhabditida; Rhabditidae. Gene Ontology annotation, molecular function: hexosyltransferase activity. Gene Ontology annotation, biological process: glycoprotein biosynthetic process.
AUUCAUGCAUGAAUCUUUGUCGAAAACUCUGGAAAUAUCUACUCGGUCUAAUUAUUUUAUACGUUACAGUCUUUCUGAAUCUCGAUCGAAUUCGCUCUUAUUCAACAGAUGCUCCUAUAUUUGAAGUGACAAACUCUUUUUCUUCAAAAUCUCAUUUAUCUAAAGAUGGGUCAACUAAUCAGUUUUACCAUGCUCAGUUUAAAGACCAAAAUCAUACUUAUCAGUUCAUCACAGUGCCAAAGAAACAGUGCUCUAAUAACACAAAACUUCAAAUCACAAUUCUUUCAACUGCCGGAAACUUUGAUAUUCGGCAAGCAAUUCGAGAGACAUGGGCUAAUCCAAAUAAUUCGGAACAUGUCGCUAACAAUGAUGUUAGAAUUUCAUUUAUUAUUUCAAAAACAAGCAAUGAAUUUUUAAAUUUUGCUCUUCAAAAAGAAAUUGAAAAAUUUGACGAUAUGAUUGUAACGGAUUUAUAUGAAUCUUAUGAACUUUUGAUAUUAAAAGUUCAUGCCAUAUUAAGCUAUAAACAGAGUCACUGUCAACUGGCGGACUUUCAAUUGAAAAUUGAUGAUGAUAUGGCAGUCGAUAUGGAUGGAUUAUACAGAAGUCUUGAAGAUAAGAAACAAGCAAGUAUUAACGGAAUUAGUGGAAUUAUUUGGAAAAAUUCACCACCAGUGAGAGAAAAAAAACAUAGAUGGUAUGUACCAAAAACUCUUUAUUCUGAGAAGUUUUUCCCUCCAUAUAUUGAUGGCCCAAUUUAUUUAAUCGGAAAAAAUGCAGUUCCACGAAUGUUGGAGGAAGCUAAGAACUAUAAUCAAUGGAUCAUUGAGGAUGUCUUCUGGACUGGAGUUAUUGGCAAAGCUUUAAAAAUUAAACAAAUCAACUGGGCUAAUCAUCUUCUUCGUUAUGUUAUUGAGCUCAUUCCAUCUCGACUCAAAUGCUCAAAAGGAGGAGUUCCUUUGAUCUACGCAGUUCAUAAUAUGAAAGGUCCGCAAAUGAUUCAUGACGGGUAUCAAAAACUGAAGGGUGUUAAGUGUAAAUGAACAAAUUCAGGGAAAAUAAAACAUUUUAUUU